UCCGCCGCCGCCCCCGCUCCCCCUCCGCUCCGUUCGUAGCGGCGCUGCCGGGAUCCAGGGGAGCCGCUCCCGCCGCCCCUCUCCGUACUGCGGGCCCUGACGGACGGCAGCAAACAACCCCCGGGGCCGGAGUCUGCCUUUGCCCGGUAGGACUUCAUCAAAAUGUCUCUCUAUCCUUCCCUAGAAGAUCUGAAGGUGGACAAAGUUAUUCAGGCUCAGACGGCCUUUUCUUCAAAUCCAGCUAAUCCAGCAAUCUUGUCUGAAGCUUCAGCUCCAAUUCCUUGUGAUGGAGGCUUGUACCCCAGAUUGUAUCCAGAACUUUCUCAGUAUAUGGGCCUGAGCCUCAAUGAGGAGGAGGUGCAGAGAAACUUAGCAGUGGCAGCAGCUGCUCAGCCACAGGGUCAACUGGUAACACGACCUUCUACUAAUUACAUGGUAGCUCCAGUGACUGGAAAUGAUAUUGGAAUUCGCAGAGCAGAAAUUAAACAAGGCAUCCGUGAAGCAAUUCUGUGUAAAGAUCAGGAUGGCAGAAUUGGACUUCGUCUUAAGUCUGUUGAUAACGGUAUAUUUGUCCAGUUAGUUCAGGCAAACUCUCCAGCAUCCCUUGCUGGUCUGCGGUUUGGGGACCAAGUUCUGCAGAUCAAUGGUGAAAACUGUGCAGGAUGGAGUUCUGAUAAAGCACACAAAGUUCUGAAACAGGCUUCUGCAGAAAGAAUUUCAAUGAUCAUUCGGGACAGACCUUUUGAACGAAUUAUUACCAUGCAUAAGGACAGCACAGGGCAUGUUGGUUUCAUAUUCAAGAAUGGAAAAAUAACCUCAAUAGUGAAAGACAGUUCUGCUGCAAGAAAUGGACUUCUGACAGAGCACAACAUCUGUGAAAUUAAUGGCCAGAAUGUAAUUGGGUUGAAGGACUCGCAGGUUGCAGACAUCUUGGCAACAGCUGGAAACGUAGUGACCAUCACUGUCAUGCCUUCCAGUAUUUAUGAAUAUAUAAUAAAGAGGAUGGCAACUAGCAUCAUGAAGAGCCUGAUGGAUCACUCUGUUCCUGAAGUCUAAACUUGCACCAUGGAUGUGUGUGUACAUAUAUAUAAUGAUGAUUCCACUAAACUUGGGCUAUUAUACUCAGUGAUCUCUUUCUUCUGCACAUGAGCCUUUCUGGAGGCUGAGAGAAGAUAUGCUGCAUCAAGCAUUUGCAUCUAUAAUGGCUGGGAAUGUCACCGUUCAACAUAUCUCGUGUAUUCACACACUGUAAAACUUGCAGCCUUACAUGCUUGACAAUGUGAAAUUCCAAUUAUGUUAUGACUUCUUUUUGUAGGUCUUUUAUUUAGCUUACUACUACUAUAAGCCAUUGCAACUAAAGGAACCAGGUAUCACUUGCAAAGCUACAUGUUGUUACCCAGGACAAUGCUGUGCUUUGUAUGUCUAAAAAGAAUGAGUAUUUUUACUGCUUUUUGUUUGCAAGAGUAGAUUUGAAAUAGCAUAUUAGAAGUAAGGCUAGUGCUAGUUAAUUUUUUGUUCUAGUAAAUACUGUUUACACAAAAAUGCCACUUAGCUGAAUAUAGCUCAAGGCAUCAGUAAGCGUUAAUUAAAGUAGUGUACAGAUACUGAAAUCUUUUUAUUACUUGUUAUAUGAAUUGUAACAAAUAUGCUUCUCUCUCGCCUUAACCAUGUUAUUUUAAGGAUUUAGACAUAACCAAAUAAAUGACCAAAACUUUA
Molecule: messenger RNA, 1716 nt
Organism: Zonotrichia albicollis (white-throated sparrow)
Lineage: Eukaryota; Metazoa; Chordata; Aves; Passeriformes; Passerellidae
Gene: SDCBP
Product: syndecan binding protein
Biological process (GO): positive regulation of transforming growth factor beta receptor signaling pathway
Cellular component (GO): cytoplasm; plasma membrane
Molecular function (GO): syndecan binding
Source: RefSeq, a predicted model, not a curated record